This is a messenger RNA of Bombina bombina (fire-bellied toad), 2525 nucleotides long. RefSeq names its product polo like kinase 4 (gene PLK4). NCBI's taxonomy places the organism in Eukaryota, Metazoa, Chordata, Amphibia, Anura, Bombinatoridae. The record is from RefSeq and is a predicted model, not a curated record. Gene Ontology annotation, molecular function: ATP binding; protein kinase activity. Gene Ontology annotation, biological process: protein phosphorylation. The transcript has 12 exons. Bases 186 to 2525 code for a protein of 779 amino acids.
GUGACUGUAACGGGCGGAAUUUUCAAAUAACAACUGCAGGAGCCGCGGAAAUGGAAGCGGGGCCCGCGAGCCCGUCAAGUUAUCGGGAUCUCGUUAUAGCCGCCACAACAGCCCUGGUGUCCGCUGUGAUUUCGUGGCGCGCUGUUUUGCGACGAUGAAGCGCGAAAAGUGGAGAGAGAAGAAAUAUGGCGAGCAGCAUCGGGGAAAGGAGGGAGGACUUCAAGGUCCUCAACCUCCUUGGAAAAGGCUCAUUUGCCUGUGUUUACAAGGCACAGUCUAUCAAUACUGGCAUCGAAGUGGCUAUAAAAAUGAUCGACAAAAAAGCCAUGCAGAAGGUUGGGAUGGUACAGAGGGUCAGGAACGAGGUAGAGAUACAUUGCCAACUAAAACAUCCAUCUAUUUUGGAGCUCUACAACUACUUUGAAGACAGUAAUUAUGUAUACCUCAUACUAGAAAUGUGCCAUAAUGGGGAAAUGAACAGGUUUUUAAAACACAGAAAGAAACCAUUCUCUGAAGAAGAAGCGCGACAUUUCAUGCACCAGAUAGUCACAGGAAUGCUGUAUCUUCACUCUCAUGGUAUUCUGCACCGGGACCUCACUCUUUCCAACCUUCUGCUCUCAAAUGACAUGAAUAUUAAAAUUGCAGAUUUUGGGUUAGCCACUCAAUUGAAAAUGCCCAAUGAGAAACAUUUUACGAUGUGUGGCACACCAAACUACAUUUCCCCAGAAAUUGCUACUAGGAGUCCCCAUGGGCUGGAGUCUGAUGUCUGGUCUUUGGGUUGUAUGUUGUAUACUUUCCUUGUGGGGCAUCCACCAUUUGAUACAGAUACAGUAAAGAACACACUAAAUAAAAUAGUACUGGCAGACUAUGAAAUGCCAAAUUUUAUGUCAAGGGAGGCCAAAGAACUUAUUUGCCAGUUACUACGUAAAAACCCAGCUGAUAGGUUGAGUCUUUCUUCUGUGCUAGACCAUCCAUUCAUGACUGGGUUUUCUUCUGCAAGAAGCAAAGAUAUGAGAGCUCUUGAAGACUCAAUGGAUAGUGGACAUGAUACCAUCUCCACAGGCUUCACUGGAUCUUCUGGAGUUAGUAUCAGUGGACGUUUUCAGGACAAAAGACCUUUCUGUGCAGCUCCACUCCCCAACAGAAUUAAUGUCUUGCAGCUCAAGGAUAAUCACCCUAAUGAUAACACAUUUAUGGAUCGAGGUAACUUUCAUAAUCGCCCCAGGAAUGAGAAUGAAUUUUCUGAGGCCAGAGGAAGGAAAGCUAUCGUUAGAGAAGAUAGGCCACAUUCCCGUUACCUUCGAAGGGCUCAUUCCUCUGACAGAUCAGGAAGCUCUCAUACUCAAUCAAAUGGUUUCGCCCAAAGAUGCCAGUCUGUAGAAACCCUUGCAAAGCCCAUCCAGACAACAGGUUACAGAAAUGCUAAUGCUUCUCCUUCAAAUAGCUAUGGAGAUAUUCCUCAGUUGUUCACAGACAAAGCUUCACAUGGGUCACAUUCCUUAGACAGACAGACUUCUCCUCCAGUAAAAGAAAAAACAAAUUCUGAAUUCCUUUCUGGUUUAAAGCCAAGCGCUCCGAGAGUGAAUGAAAAAUGCCAAGCUGAAACCAUGCAACUGAAAGGUCAUGCAAAGAAAUCUCAGGAUAUCAGCAGUGUCAGUAAUUCAGGUGGAGAAUUCUACUGCCAGCAAGGGGGUCCUCAACAUUCUUGGGAGGAUGUUAAGAUGAAAACUUGUACAGACUCUUCCUUUGACAAUACCAAGAAAGGAAUGAAAAAACUCCCUUCUCAAUGUUAUUCUGAACAAACACAGCGUGACUUUACUGUGGAAGAACAGAAAAAAUCCAAACAGUUUGUUGGGCAACGUACACUAAGAAGUUUAUUACCACCUCUGAAUUCAGAUAGACUUAAACCAAUCAGACAGAAGACAAAGAAUGCUGUGGUAAGCAUCCUAGACACUGGAGAAGUCUGUAUGGAGUUUUUGAAGGAGUACAAUUCCCAGGAGCGGGUCAAAGAGGUCUUGCGCAUAUCCUCUGAUGGAAAUCUUGUUUAUAUUUAUCACCCAAAUGAAGGCAGAGGUUUUCCAUUGGUUGACAGGCCUCCUUCACCUCCAGAAAACAUGUUAAGCUUCACUUUUGAUGGCUUACCAGAAAAAUAUUGGAAGAAAUACCAGUAUGCAGCAAAAUUUAUACAACUUGUUCGAUCCAAAACGCCUAAAGUAACUUACUACACACGAUAUGCAAAAUGCAUGUUAAUGGAGAAUUGCCCUAAUGCUGAUGUUGAAGUAUGCUUUUAUGAUGGAGCAAAAAUCCACAACACUGCAGAUUUAGUUAGACUAAUUGAGAAAAACGGGAAGUCUCACACAUUGAAAGAAGGAGAUAGUAGAGAUAUAUUGGGUGAUGAAUUACAAUCUUAUGUGGACCAUGCAAAUGAGAGUCAUAGUGUCUGUCUGUCUUUGGAAUCUGCCAUUAGUGUAGAAGAAAAAAAAGGAGAAAAUGUUUCACUGUUUCCAAUUACAUUUGGCAGGUAA